AUGUAUUUUCUUACUGAAUAUUAUGAACUUUAUUUUUAUAGUUUUUUUAUUUUAUUAGUAAGUAGUAUUAUUUUGUUAUUAUGUUAUGUAAUAACAUUAAAGAAUGCAUACACAGAGAAAAAUUAUGGUUAUGAGUGUGGAUUUGAUCCAUUUUCAGAUGCAAGAAAUCCAUUCCAUGUAAAGUUUUAUCUUAUUUCUAUCAUAUUUAUAAUUUUUGAUGUAGAAGUUGCUUUUUUUUUUCCUUGGUCUAUUUGUAUAAAAGAACUGAUGUUCUUUGGUUAUUAUACAAUGUUCUUAUUUUUAUUUAUACUGUUAAUAGGUUUUAUUUAUGAAUGGAAAAAAGGGGCAUUGGAAUGGGAAUAG
Naegleria fowleri is the source of this 363-nucleotide messenger RNA. NCBI's taxonomy places the organism in Eukaryota, Heterolobosea, Eutetramitea, Acrasida, Naegleriidae. The record is from the annotation of a RefSeq genome assembly.